Messenger RNA from Cylindrotheca closterium, 1620 nucleotides. The record is from the annotation of a GenBank genome assembly. Lineage: Eukaryota; Bacillariophyta; Bacillariophyceae; Bacillariales; Bacillariaceae.
AUGGUUGGACAGACGACACUCGAGCUCACGGACGGAUCCAAGUUGGAAGUCUCGCGAAACAACUGUGGAAGACACGACACCCUACUUCCACAUCAAUCAUCAAUCAUCAACAACAGCGCUAUCAUCAUCACCAUGAGUUUGCAAUUGCCGUGGACGCCCUUAUACACGCAGACUGGUGCUUCUUCUAGUCAAAGUGACUCUACUUUGGGAUACUGGUCUCUGGUGGGAACGGUUGCCUUCACCGUCCUCGUGUACGCAUUUGAAAAAUCCUUGGACGCCCGUCAAAAGGCGGCCUAUCAAAAGACCUCCUUUCCCACGGAAUUGGAAACCACGGUUUCCAAGAUCGAUGCGGAACGUGAAAAGGAAGGAAAGAAGCCAAAGGAUGAUGACGGCGACGCCGACGAUGGUGGUGGCGACAAGAAAAAGGAGGAAAAGGAAUCCAAGUCCUUGUUGGAGCAACUCAAGGACAAAUUCAAGAGCAGUCAGUCGUACGGUUUGGACAAGAUCAACUUUGGAAUGAUCGCUUCUACCUACGACACCUUUGAAUCGGUGGCAUUUUUGCUACUUGGAGCCUUUCCAUAUCUUUGGGACAAGUCUGUGGCGUUGGGUCUUUCGAAAUUUGGAUGGUCCCAAUCCGAAGAUGAAAUCAAAAUCUCGCUCAUCUUUUUGGGACUCAUCACCAUUGUCGGAACCAUCACUGCACUGCCUUUUGAAAUUUACUCUACCUUCCAAAUCGAAAAGAAGCAUGGCUUCAACAAACAAACUUAUGGACUCUUUUUCACGGACAAGAUAAAGUCUCUCAUUUUGACCUCGCUCAUUGGUGGACCCUUCCUGGCGCUACUGCUCAAGAUCAUCAAGGCCGGUGGUGACUAUUUCUACAUUUACGUUUGGGGAUUCAUGUUUGUCUUUUCCGUCUUUAUGAUGACCAUUGUACCCGUGGUCAUCAUGCCCAUGUUCAACAAGUACGAGCCUCUACCAGAAGGUGGAUUGAAGAAGAGUAUUUACAAGCUCGCCGAUCGUUUGCAAUACCCACUCAAGAAACUCUUUGUCAUGGACGGAUCCAAGCGAUCUUCUCAUUCCAAUGCAUUCAUGUUUGGAUUCGGUAGCAACAAGCGUAUUGUGCUGUUUGAUACGCUCAUGGAGCAAGUCAAUCCUCCGGAAAUCUUGGCCAUCUUGGGACACGAAUUGGGUCACUGGAAGCUUGGACACACCUUGACCAACUUUUUUGUCACACAAGUCUACUUUGGAGCUGCCUUUUACUUUUUUUCCUUGUGCUACACAUCUCGCGAUUUGUAUUCCGCCUUUGGAUUUGAUGAUCCCACGAACCCACCACCCACGGUCAUCGGACUCAUGCUCUUUUUCCAAACCUUGUGGGCUCCUGUCGACAAGGUUCUUUCGUUCGUCCUGACCAUCUUCUCUCGGCACUGUGAGUUUGCAGCAGACGAGUUCUCGGUGGAUCUUGGGUACUCGGCAGAACUGCAAAGUGGUCUCUGCAAAAUUCACUUGGAGAAUCUUGGUGCCAUGAACCCUGAUCCAUGGUACUCCACAUACCAUUACAGUCACCCUCCUCUUGUAGAGCGUCUGUCCGCAAUGAUGGCACUGGACAAGAAGAAGAAAUAA